This is a messenger RNA of Entrophospora sp. SA101, 732 nucleotides long. The record is from the annotation of a GenBank genome assembly. Lineage: Eukaryota; Fungi; Glomeromycota; Glomeromycetes; Entrophosporales; Entrophosporaceae.
AUGAAGCCAAUGAAAUUCAUCACUGAAGAUACUUUCAAAGUACAUAAAGGACUUGACCUUGCUAAUCUUAGUAAUCAAGAAGAUCUUAUAUCAGCUCUUCCUGUAAUGAAAAUUCUUAAAACAACUCCAUUCAAUCAUUUUAAACAGAAGGUAGCAGUCAAAUAUGAAAAACAACCUGAACAAAUUCAUUUUUGGGCUUUUGGACCAAGGCAAAAUAAAACUGUCAGACCUGACAUAUUGAUAUCAUCUGAUUAUUUUAAUUUGACAAUGGAUGAGAUUUGUGCUAAAUUAAUGCCAUACAAGAAUACAUUAUAUUUGGAAAUUGCAGAUAAACCUUUAAUUGACAAUACUUGGUUUCCUUCACCAGGUGGAAAAUCUUUAGUAUUUCUGAAAUUUUUUGAUCCUUGCACACAAACUUUAGAUAGCAGCACUGAUGGUGGUACACACAGUGAAAAAAGUGAUGAUGGUGGUGACGAUGUAGCUAUUGGAAGUUUAAAUUGUAGAAGAGCUAGAAAAACUUUGAAAUAUGGUGAUGAUAAUGUUAUUGAUAUUAAUCCUAUAAACGAAAGAAACACUUCAAGAGACUUAAGUGAAAGCGUCGAAGGAUCUGUUGAAGAAUAUGAAGAUUUAAAAUUUCUAAUUGGAACCAAUUUUAAUGUGAUUUUUCUACCUGAUCUUAAUGAGAGUGAUGAAGAGGAUGUAAAUGGUUUAGUUAAUGAAAUUUUGAUUUAA